Molecule: messenger RNA, 1540 nt
Organism: Gymnodraco acuticeps
Lineage: Eukaryota; Metazoa; Chordata; Actinopteri; Perciformes; Bathydraconidae
Product: 5-hydroxytryptamine receptor 3C-like
Exons: 9
Coding region: 62-1486 (474 amino acids)
Biological process (GO): regulation of membrane potential; nervous system process; monoatomic ion transmembrane transport
Cellular component (GO): synapse; membrane; neuron projection
Molecular function (GO): neurotransmitter receptor activity; transmembrane signaling receptor activity; extracellular ligand-gated monoatomic ion channel activity
Source: RefSeq, a predicted model, not a curated record
GAUGACUUUUGUCUUGUAAUGUGAGGCAUUUCUCAAGAUAACGGCUUAACCUUGACGGAAAAUGACAGAAAUGAAUUCUGUUAAGCUCAUCUUUAUCUGUUUCAUGCUGCUUCACGGUUUUGCAGCAGCAUUGAACUGUACCAGCCCUACACCUGAAUCCUUGUUUGGUGAACUUGAGAAGGAUCUAUUCCCUAAAAAACUACUGCGACCUGUUAAUAGUUUUUCAAGUCCACUUAACAUAACCAUUAGUAUCACUGUGGUGGGAAUAAUAGGAGUGGAGGAACAAUUCCAAACACUGACAACACUCAUAUGGCAAGUUCUGGAGUGGAAUAUAGAGGGACUGAGCUGGGAUGACAAGGAAUGUGGAACCUCAAGAGUCUCUGUCCCACGAGAGAAGCUUUGGAUCCCAGACAUCCACAUUACAGAGUUCAUGACUGAGGACAAAUCUCACAAAACUCCCUAUGUCUACAUCAACAACACAGGUCAUGUAUUUGAUGAUAAACCGAUCGCAGUGAUCAGCUCCUGCAUAUUGAAUAUCUACUAUUUCCCCUUUGAUAUCCAAAACUGCUCACUGACCUUUGGAUCCUAUCUACACUUUAAUACAGACAUCAGGAUGGUUCAAGGCUCUUCAUCUGAAGAGAUCCUGGAGGAGUCCCUAAAGGUUUCGAAGACCAACGGGGAGUGGGCGCUCAUAGGGGUCCAUGUAAAUCCUGACGCCCAACUGGUGUUAAAUGAGGGAAGCUACUCAGAGAUCAAAUACUAUAUCAUUUUGAGACGUCGGCCAAUCCUCUAUGUGGUGAACCUGCUGAUCCCCAGCUGCUUCCUCAUCACAGUGGACCUCUUCAGCUUCCUGCUGCCCCCCCACAGUGUGGACAGAUCCUCCUUCAAGAUGACCCUCAUCCUGGGAUACACCGUCUUCCUGCUCAUCAUGAACGACCUGCUGCCAACCACUGGCGAGACUACGCCUCUCAUCAAUGUUUUCUUCUCCCUCAGUCUCGCUCUAAUGGUGGCCAGCCUGUUGGAGACGGUGUUGAUCACUUAUGUGCAUUUCAGCUCGAGUCAGUACAGUGCGGUCCCUCACUGGCUCAGUGUCAUCGUGCUGCGAUAUCUAGCUGUCGGUGUCUGUCUCCCUCCAAAGAAAAAGAGCAACAGAGUCACUGUCGUCCUCUCUCCUGCUAAAGAAAAAGAAAAGGAUUUCAGCUUCAACAACAUCUCAGCAAUUCAUCUUCAGCGUACCCCUGGUGAAACAUCUCCAGAAAAACAGCCUGUGGAGCCGGCCCUGGAAGAACUGAGGAAGCUGAGCAGAGAUCUCUUGGCCGUCCGCUUCCAGAUGGACAAACACUUCCAGGGGAGCACCUCCUCUCAGGAAUGGCAAAUGAUCGGGAUAGUCAUCGACCGUCUGCUGUUCGGCUUGUACCUCGUCUUCAUCAUUGUCAGCUUCAUCACUAUUAUAUGUAUCUGGAGCAGGAGCAGCUAUACAGUAUGAUUAACAUAGUGCAGGGGUGCCCAACCAGUCGAUCGCGAUCGACCGGUCGAUCGC